This is a messenger RNA of Pectinophora gossypiella (pink bollworm), 2282 nucleotides long. Its product is annotated as glucose dehydrogenase [FAD, quinone]-like. Bases 372 to 2282 code for a protein of 636 amino acids. Gene Ontology annotation, molecular function: oxidoreductase activity, acting on CH-OH group of donors; flavin adenine dinucleotide binding. The record is from RefSeq and is a predicted model, not a curated record. The transcript is spliced from 3 exons. Lineage: Eukaryota; Metazoa; Arthropoda; Insecta; Lepidoptera; Gelechiidae.
AGUCGUGAGCGAGGCAGGCUGAGAAACGGACAAAGAUCACCAGCCUCCCUCCGAGAAUAAUAAAUAAGUUGACACAGAAAUCAGGAGUGAAAAUAAUAGUGACUAUAAACUCUGUGCUAAUUAUAUUUUAUUAUUUAUACAUACCUACAAAGUGUUACCAUGACUUUAUCAUAAUCAUUCAGUGCAACAACACCCAACUUGUUUACAAUACUUCAAAUUAAACCAUAAUCAUUGGUUUUGGUGAUACAACAGUAGAACAAUCGCAUGAAGAUGGUUUCAUAAUCAUUGUGUCUCCGAGUGACAUUGGCCGAUAUAUUUCCAGUUUGACAUUUGAAGUGCCUCUGGACCCCAGAUGAGAGGAAAAAGAUGCCAUGACAGGCAACAUUACCGACGAACUUUGCAAGAUUUGUGACGGUAGGAUCGAGUGCGCGCCCACUGCUAUACUCCUCAUAUCUCUAGUUCACACGCUUUAUGGGCAUAUUGGCCCUGAGCCGGACUACUUUGGGAAGAACAAGGAAUCCUUGAUCAAGCAGGUGUGGAAACCGAAUCCGAAGUUCGAAGAGGACCCAUAUCCGAAGUACAAGUCAUAUACGUAUCAUGAGUCGAUGGCGGAAGAGGAGAAGAAGAAGGACGAGGUUAACAUCCACCGCAGCACGGAGUAUGACUUCAUCAUCGUCGGUGGAGGCACCGCCGGCUGUGUGCUGGCCAGCCGACUGUCGGAGAACAGGAAGUGGAAGGUGUUACUUGUGGAGGCAGGUCCCGAAGAGCCGAAGAUGGCGCUGAUUCCGGGACUCACCAGCGAGUUCCGAGGGUCCGCUCUGGACUGGCAGUUCAGCAUGCGACCAAAGAAGGGGUUUUGUCAGAACCGCUCGGAUAGAGGAUGCGAGGUCGUUCAGGGCAGGGUCCUCGGAGGCACCUCCUCCAUCAAUGACAUGGCCUACGUGAGAGGGAGCCCUGCCGACUAUGACGAGUGGGCCCUCAGCGGAAACGAAGGCUGGAGCUUUGCCACUGUACUCCCUUACUUCAAAUACUCUGAAGGAAAUUACGAUAAAGAUGUCUCGAAAAAUAAAUACUUCCACUCAACUCAGGGACCCCUAGACGUUGGACGGUAUCCCUAUGUCGAUGUAAAUGUGGACGUACUUCUUAGCGCAUUUAAUGAACUUGGUUACAACUACACAGACGUAAAUGGAAGAAACCAACUCGGCUUCAUGAGAAUACAGACCACAUCUUACUUUGGCGAACGCGUCAGUUCCUACACAGCCUUCAUAGAACCGAUCAGAAAAAUGCGAACGAAUAUUGAUAUAAUAACAGAAGCCUUAGUUUUUAAAAUAUUAUUUGAAGAAGAUGGUAAGGACACUAGAGCAGUAGGAGUAGAUUAUAUAAAAAACGGUACAAUGUAUAGAGCGUACGCUAAUAAAGAAGUUAUAAUUAGUGCUGGUGCGAUAAAUUCACCAAAGCUGCUGAUGCAGUCCGGUAUAGGCCCCAAGGAUUACUUAGAAUAUUUAGAUGUUAAAGUGACGUACGACUUGCCUGUGGGAGGCAACUUCCACGAUCAUGUAUCAGUAUGUUUACCAGUGAUAAGAUUAACGAAAACUGCCACAAUAUCAAAAUUUACAGAAAAACUAAAGGACAUAACUACUUAUUAUUCAAAAGGUAUUGGUCCUUUGUCUGCUAACUUUCAAGUGGUUGCUUUCAUUGAGACUAGUCUGUCUGAUGUCAUCGGCACACCAGAUAUUGAGGUGAGAUUUAAAGGCCACGACUCGAACAUGUACUAUGAUAAGAUUGACAUGUGUAUAUCACUACUAACACCAAAAAGUCGUGGUCAAAUCGUACUAAAUGCAUCAGAUCCUAUAUUUGGAAAACCGUUGAUUUAUCCAAAUUUUCUCAAAGAUCCUUCAGACGAAAAGAAACUUUUAGAAGGCAUCCAAGAAGCAGUCAAACUGUUUGAUACAGAAGUAUUCAGGACAGCUGGAGUAGACUUUGACCCUCGGCCUAUUCUGAACAAUGAAUGUAAAGAUCAUGAGAGAGUGUCUGAAGAUUUCUGGUCUUGCAUUAUUCGGCAUUUCUCAGCACCUUUACAUAAUUACGUCGGAUCAUGUAAAAUGGGCCCCACAAGAGACCCCGAAGCAAUUGUUGAUAAUGAGUUAAGAGUAUACGGAGUUUCUAAUUUAAGGGUAGUGGAUGCAUCUGUCAUACCCAAAAUAACAAGAGGACCCACGUCUGCAGCUGUUAUCAUGAUAGCUGAAAAGGCAAGUGAUUUAAUAAAAACAUCUUGGUAUUAA